CAUGGGGGCGGGGGCCCGCCGCCGCCGCCAUGGAGGGGGUGCUGUACAAGUGGACCAACUAUCUGAGUGGCUGGCAACCUCGAUGGUUUCUUCUCUGUGGUGGUAUCUUGUCCUAUUAUGAUUCUCAGGAAGAUGCCUGGAAGGGUUGUAAGGGAAGCAUCCAAAUGGCUGUGUGUGAAAUUCAAGUUCAUCCAGCAGAUAACACCCGAAUGGACCUGAUCAUCCCAGGGGAGCAAUACUUCUAUCUGAAGGCAAGAAAUGCAGUUGAGAGACAAAAGUGGCUGGUUGCAUUAGGAACUGCCAAAGCCUGUCUGACAGACAGCAGGACACAGAAGGAAAAAGAAUUCACUGAAAAUACGGAAGCCUUGAAAACUAAAAUGUCUGAGCUUAGACUGUACUGUAACCUCCUUGUUCAGCAAGUGCAUAAAACUAAGGAAGCCAGCAUUUCUGGUGUAUCAGAACCAGAGAGUGGUAUUGAUAUGGGAGCUCUGUUGAAAUCAACAUGUGACACCUUCCUGAAGACGCUUGAAGAAUGUAUGCAGAUUGCAAAUACCGCCUUUACUUCUGAGUUAUUACAUUGGACUCCACCUGGAUCCCCACCUUUAGCAGUUUUCAGAUCAAAUAAGAUAAAACAUUCGGUCUUGUCUAGUCACACCUCGACAGAAAGGCAGAUGGAAUUGAACCCCUGUGAAAAUGGUUCUGUAAAAGCAGAAUUUAACCAUCAAGAGCAAACCCUUAUUAGUAGCCUGGCACAUUUAAACUUGGAAACAAAUGAGGGGAGUAGUGAUGUUCUGGUUGAAGACCACAUAGAAGAGGAUUUGGCAGGUGAAUGUAUUAAAGAAGAUGGAGAGAGUGAACUGCAAGCUGUAGAAGGCUUUGGUGCCCACAAGUUGCUGCAGUCAGAAACAGAUUCUAUAUGUGGAUUGACUUUAUCAUGCGAGGAAGACAGAAAUGGAAAAGAUUUUCCUACUUUCUUCAGUGUCAUGAGCAAUAGGUUUAGCGACAUUGAACUCCGUGAGGAGGAGGGCAUACCAACAGAGGAGUUUCUGGAGUCAUGUUAUGCAAUUGUGCCCGUUCUGGACAAGCUGGGACCAACUGUUUUUGCUCCUGUUAAAAUGGACUUUGUAGGUAACAUCAAGAAAAUAAACCAGAAAUUUAUAACCAACAAAGAAGAGUUUGAUACCCUUCAGAAGAUAGUGCUUCACGAAGUGAACGCAGGCGUAGCACAAGUUAGAAACUCUGCUACAGAGGCUCUCUUGUGGCUGAAAAGAGGCUUAAAGUUCUUGAAAGGAUUUUUAACUGAAGUGAAGAAUGGAGAAAAGAAUAUCCAAACAGCUCUGAACAAUGCUUAUGGGAAGACAUUACGGCAACACCACGGAUGGGUUGUACGCGGGGUCUUUGCGUUAGCUUUAAGGGCGGCUCCAACAUAUGAAGACUUUGUGGCAGCACUGUCUAUAGAGGAGUGUGAUGCUCAAGAAGAAACAUUUUAUAAAGGGAUGCAGAGGGACCUCAACAUCUACUUACCAGCCAUGGAAAAGCAGCUAAAUAUCUUGGACACUCUCUAUGAAGUACAUGGUUUGGAGUCAGAUGAGGUGGUAUGACAGCAAGACACUGUCUUAAAACUUCAGGGACUGUGUCUGUUAACAAAGUGUUUUGUUUUUGAACAUUUCUGUUCAUUGUAUCCCUUCUAUUGGGAAGGGUAUGAGUACUUUUUGGGGAAGGGUAUGUAUGAAUGUUUGUGUGUAUGGUUUUUUAUGCUUGUUUAUGUUUAAAUGCAAAGGUACUAUUUCUCUUAGGGUCAUAGCUGUGUCCCUGAUGAAUGCUUUUGACUGAAUAGUUCUGCCUCUCUACUGCUUUGUUCCUUCUUUUCUCUUCCCUUCAUAAUAGUAGCGGAGCAGAACUUGGCCUUUGCUCCCACAUUUCACACAGGAACUGUGCAUGCAGCAGCACAGUCCACACUAGCCGACACUGCUGGCCUUGGCUGUGCCGUGCCACGUGCCAGCUUGUGCGGUGACGCUCGUCUCCCUACCACUGUGUAUUAGCUGUGUAGGAGGACAGAAGUAAUGAGAGUUACUGUCACCCUGGUAGCAGAAGAGAAGCGGCAGUUAAAUGCCAGCUUAUUUUUUUGACUUAUUUUGGGUGGAAGUGCUUUUGCUGUUCAGUGCACCUCCCUAAACUUUAGAGAUCUUUACCUCAAGCGCAUGUGGCUGGUGCUCUGAGCUUCCCAGGAGCCAUCCUUUGAAAGUGGAUAGCACACUGCAUUCCCUGCACAGCUGCCAGUGUGCCAUGUCCUUUCUUUCGGCUCCUGCCACUGGGACAAUCCUACGCAAAGCUUCCCCUGCGGGGAUCCUGUAGCAAUGCUCCUACUGACGUAGCUCAUGCCACAGCGUGGGGGAGACUGCUGUGCCUUCUGUUACUUGUGGCAGAGGAUGGAGAGAUGCCCUCAGGGCUGUGGAAGGAAGGCUGUGAGCGAUGGAUGCUGUUUCCUCAGCACUGGUGCUGCUGGUGCAGCCCAGCUCAUUUCAGUGGUGCUGCAUGCGUCUGCAGCAGCUGACAGUCUGCUCUGUUGUUGAUCGUGUCUGUAGUCAGGGUAAUGGUUUCAAAGGUUUCUAAGUCUCAAUUGCACUCAGCACGCCAUGGUGCAGUAGAAAAUCAUGUCCAUCAUUCUGGGUUUUGGGAGGGUUGGGGAUGAAUGGGUUGGUUUUGAGGUUAGGGCUUUUAAAAUCAAUUGCACAUGAAGACAUAUUUGCCUUUUUAAAUUGAAUACAGCUAGCAGUUUAUAAGGCAGUUUUUUCUUGAAAUCCUUCCUAAGCUGGCAUUAUGGGCAGAGGCUUCAUGAAAGUGGGUAUGAAAUGAGUAAUGCUUGGGGAAAGAUAUAAUGUGUCACUCAGUCAUUAUGCAUUUGGUAAAUUACAAGCCUUUAGUUCCAAAACUGUGUAAUAAGACUAUUCUUCCUCCCCCCCCGCCACUCUUUUGCUGAUAUAGAUGCACAAAGCAAUCCAAAGGCCUAUGUCACUACAGAAAGAUUCACUUAUACCUUGAACUGGCAGUAAAUAAUUAAGACCUAAUACUAGCCUUCAGCACAAGUUGGGAAUUUUGCCCUUUACCAUGUCACUGGCUGAAAGGACUCUUUUUAAAAGCAGCAGUUCUAAGGAUUGAGUUUGUCAUGUACAGGAGAGAAGCCUGCUAGUUAGGUACUUGGAAGGGAGCAAAUCUUCAUCGAUAUAAGAGAAUAGUUUGUGUUGCCUUCUGCAAAGAAAUACUGGCUUUUGCAAGACCAAAACCCAUGUGGAUCCAAAGUAAAAUGAAUGUGCUACAGGACUGCUUUCCUGCUGAUGCAGUGUCAGAAGCCUCUCUGCACGCUUAAUACUUGGUCCUUUCUAUACAAUCUACCAUUGCUAGCUUUAAAAAGAGGAUUAUAGAAGAGAAGACCAAACAUCACACUUGGUGAAUAAAGCAAAAUACCAGAACUGUAAUUAGCUGUGAUUGAAUAGCGUGACUCUUUUUCCCUCUCCAUCUCCCAACAUCUCCUCUUAGAGCUGCUGGCUACCUGUAGUUCCUACAUGCUCCAGCAGUAAUCAGAAGGACACAGGAUUUGUUUGUUUAAAAUCAGUACGUUAAAAUAGUGGUAUUUAUGUCUAAAGGUAAAGUUAAAAGUUUUGGCCAAACUCUAUUAAAUUAUUUCACCAGUUCCAGUGCUAAAAAUGAAGUAGAGAGCCUUUGUGAUCUGCCUGUCUGCUUCUCUUGAGCAUGAAUGCUGAGAAACUGCACUUACAUUAGAACAACCAACUUUGUGUGGUUUCCUUGGGGUUUUCAGCUAAUAUGUGGUAAACUAGAAUAGUUCUCAGCUGGAUGCUCUGAGGAAAUAAUCGAGACCACAUUUCCACAUUGAUCUCAGUUGUGGUAGGAGGAGGACAGAGAAGGAUCCCUCUUCUGUAGAAACUAAUUGUGAGAGCAUGAUGAAUAUCAACAUCUCUUUUACUCUAAGCUUUGGCAGUAGCAGGAAGUAUCCAGCACUUAUGGACUUGGAGGGUGUGAGUUUGUUUUGCGUGGGUGUGGGUUUUGUGUGUGUGUUUUUUUUCCUUUUUUACUAGCAAGAGAACCACUAGUUUGAUAGUAGUGUGUCAAACCAAAGCUUGAUGCAAAAAGUAAAGAAGCUUUAUUUCUUAAAUAAGAAACUUAACAGCUUCAUUAGGCUGUUAGCUUCAGAAGUUACUAACUCCUGCUACUCCUCUCGCUUGCAACAAGUAGAGAGCACUAUGUGAUGUUCUGCGUAUUCUGUAAGCCUUUCUGGUCUUACUCCUCCUGCGUAAAAUCAGUCUUCCUGAAUUUUGGAGUUGGUGCUUAAGAAUUUUCUUAUGAGACAGUGGCUUCAGGAGGCCCCUGUGUGCUUUUCAAAUAGGGACUUGCAAAGAUGGAACUGGGCAAGGUCUCAGUUUUGAUAGCUCUUUGCUUUCACAACUUAUUCCAUUAUGCACUGCUCUUGCAGUGAGCACAUUUUUAGUAUUUAUGAAUGCUCUUUUUCCAGUCAAAUUACCACCAAGAAAGAAACCUAUAUAGCAUAUUGCAGAGCUGAAGUCUGUAUUACACCACUGGUAAAGAUACAGAAGAGCAGAUUGCCAAACAUAAACAAAUACUCUGCUAGACAAUUCAUUAGUUUUUCUUUGUGGUGUCAGUUUGGCAAACAGAACUGUCUUUGAUUUUAAUCAUUACAGAGAUCAAAGCAACUAACUCCUAACCCUUAAAUUCAGAAUUAGAGAGGAGGUAUAAUUGUGGUGUGUGUGUGUGGCACUUUUUUCCUCUUUCUUUUUUUCUUUUUUUUUUUUCUUGACUGAUAGUUAAGAACUGACCUGCAUACUGGUAGGCAUCCAUAUGGCUCUCAGAUAAUAGCACCCUUGCUCAGUGUACUUUGAACAAACUGCUUUGAUUCUUAAACUGCACCCAUCUGAAGUUUUGCACCCCUUUCUUUUAGAAAUGCUUUCAGCUGUUUUCUUCAGUGUCUAACAGUUGCAUAUUCUCAGGGAUUUUACUUAGCCGUGGCAAAAUAAGAAUAAUCACAGCCUUACACAGGGGAGUAAGGCUGCUUUUUGUGAAACUAAUAUAGCUGAGUGUAGAGCUCUGGUACAGCAUGCGACAGUGGCAAGUCCAUGCAGUGUGCAUCCUUGUUGAGAUGUGGUAAAUCCCAAAGCAAUCUGAUAGAAGUACUACCUAGUACUGAAUAAUGGCUGUCAGCAUAUUGUAAUAAGGAUCAUAGACAUAUCUUCAUAAUACAGUGCCGUUGGCAUUAGAGCAGAGCUCCUCAAUGACUUUGGUAGAAUGCUGUGUAGCAGUGGGAGGCUGUUAUUUAUUUUAUUUAUUUUAGAUAUUUUUUUUUAAAAAAAAUCUAUGCUCUGGAGCCCCCUCUGCUAUUUUUAAGACACCAUACUCAGAUGCAUAGUGAAGUUUUGUGACAUUACAUUUGUAACAUAAUGAGUCAUUGAAACAUCCUGUAUUGAUACUAUUAUAAUAUUGAUCUCCCUUUAAUAAAUGCACUUAAGGGUCAUGUACCUUCACUUACAAGAUUUUGUAAAGCAUCAUCAAGGUUUAGCUAUGGUAAUUUGCUUUAAAUAUCUUUCAUAGUUUGAAAGUUGUCACUUGCUUGGCUGGACAUAUAAAAAGUUUGCCCCAAAUAUGUUCCAGCUGUGUUGUACCUUGCUUGACCAAGGGAUGUGGACCAUUAUAGAGAAGUAUUGCUUAUGUCCAUAUGCUGGAUCCCACCGCCCUUUCUCCCCUGCCCCCCCUAUUUUCAAUUCAGUUUCUGCAAAAAAGAACCCUAGGGUUAGAGAACCCUAAAAUGCCUUUUAGCCACUAGAGGAGAGCAUCAGCAUGUUCCUGUCAGACUGUCUUUCCUUUUUCCCUGAUGUGUUCAACCUGUUUGCUGCUGGAGCUGCUGCUGUCAAGUCGAAGUCUUCUUAAGAGCCCUAAAGCAGGGGUUCACAAGUAAUAAAAAAUGUAAACUUGGAAAAGCAGACUUGAGUUCUGUGGCAGGCGACCAAACAUACAGCCAGAUGGACAACAUGCUGCUUUCCUUUAAAGUUGCUCUCUGGUUUGGCAUAUUUUGCCAAGAAAACUAUUUUACUUUUAAGUUUUCAUUUCACCAAUAAAAUUUAAUUUUGGAUACUUAAGAGUUGGCAGUUCUGCUUACUAGUGAAAGCACAGUAAUGGGCUUAUUUCUCUUCUCUUGCCUGUAGAAUACUGAGAGAGAGAAAAAAAAAAAAAAAAAAAAAACCACAGGAGAAAUCCUGUGUUUGUGCAUUUUUGCCACCCUCUUGUGGCUCCUUAGUGAACAAGCAUUGCAAGCUUUGCCCUCCUACGUGCUCCAGGUAAUACAAAAUUGCCCUUGCACAGAGGGGCAGCAGAGCACGCUUACUGGCUCUGAGCAAGCACAUAGAGUAGCUGGUCCUGCCCACAGUUCACACAAGCCUUUAAGCACUGCCAUGAUAAUAAACCAUAUCCCUCCACUAACCAUUAUUUAGUUUUUCCUUUAUUCAGGAAAGCACACGGGCUUCAGCAGAUGUCUUGGCCCAUAUCUCAGUUCCAGCUAAGAAGGCACACGUGUGCAAUCCUACAGUGAAAAGUAAAGCACAUACUUGGGUGCUUCCCUGAAUCAGGCCCUGAAGUGACUGUGCCCUUUGAUGCAUGCACACCUACACAUGUUUCACUUGAACACACACUCACCUAUCUCACUAGUGUGCAAAAUGUGGCCCUCAACUAGCAUUUUUUUGUGUCCCUUUCUUGUUAUCGUAUCCCCAUUGGGAAUACACCAGAUGUGCUGAAGUUGUUAUAUAUGAAACUUUUUCAUUUCCAUAUCCUGAUUUCUGUACUAAGCACUAGUACUAAACUUGCUUACUUUAUUUUGCAUUGCAGUGUUCAGGAGUCCAAAAAUUAUUCUUUGAUACCCUUACUUAAAACAGUCUUGGAAGUUUGAGAUGUAUGUCUACUUAGAAUGAAGCUUAGCAAGUAAAUUGCAUUCCAGAAUAUACUGACUAAACAACCAGAGUAACUUGCUUUUGUUGUUUCCCCUUUUUCCAUUUUUUAAGCUAAUUUUGGGCAUUUGUUUUAUUAAUGUUAAGCUGGGCUUAUAGUGAGCCUUACUUGGAUCAACACAUUUGAGACAAAGAGAAGGUAUAUUGGCCUCCACCUUAAAUUUACUUUGUUCUGAGCCUUGUUCAUGUCCCCCAAAUCACCUCUUGUAUUUGUAAGCAUUGCGCAAACUUCAUUAUUGUAAGCAGUUCAGAUUCGAAAUAUUUUGGAGUUUCCAGUUUGCAUCAUCUCUCAUUCUACUGCAUCUGUCUUUUUUUCUUUUUCCUUUUUUUUUCUUUUUUGGAGUAUUCUUGAGAUCUUUGUCAGACUUUUAUAUUAUUUCACUAUAAUAAACUUAUUUUAAAUAAGCAUGUUUUAAAAUCUCACUUCUUCCUUGCAUGAAUUUUGUUUCUUUUACUAAAUAGAGGGCUUAAAGCUCUCUUUUAAGACUGAUGGCUGUUCCAAGUACUGUGUGAACAGUCGGAAACGGUAUGUUUCUGGUUAAUGGAAACCUCGUGUAUGUAUCUUUGUACGAAGAAUGUUUGAACAUGUGGAGUCUGUUUUGAUUUUGAGAAUAAAAGCUGCGUCUGA
This is a messenger RNA of Rhea pennata, 7653 nucleotides long. It is a transcript of the gene PLEKHA8, whose product is annotated as pleckstrin homology domain containing A8. The transcript is spliced from 14 exons. The record is from RefSeq and is a predicted model, not a curated record. NCBI's taxonomy places the organism in Eukaryota, Metazoa, Chordata, Aves, Rheiformes, Rheidae. Gene Ontology annotation, cellular component: cytoplasm. Gene Ontology annotation, molecular function: lipid transfer activity. Bases 30 to 1601 code for a protein of 523 amino acids. Gene Ontology annotation, biological process: intermembrane lipid transfer; ER to Golgi ceramide transport.